AUGGGCACCAUUAUAUCGGAGGACAAUAUUGCAAAGGAUUUUGAGCGGAUAUCGUCUUCAAAUGUCGUGAGCAAACUGUGCGAUGGAAAUUACUCCAAAGAUAACAUAGCUUAUAAUACAGACACGGAUACAAACAAAUUGAAGAAUCAAUUAGUAAAAUUAUUGGAAAAAAUAGCAAACACGAAUGAGGCACAUCACUUUGCAGAACUACACAAUUUGAUAUCAAUAAUAGAGACAAAGCUUGAUAAGGAUGAAUUAUUACUAAUUCUAGGGGUAGUAGGAAGCGAUACAAUUUCGUACGAUAUUCACAAAAGCACUACUAGUAUGGAACUGGAGCUACAUCUGAGAACGUACAUUCUGGUCUUGGAAGCGUAUAACAAAAGACAACCAGUAAUCAGAAAGCAGUUGUGUCAAACAUUGUAUAAGAGUCUUGCGGCGCUAUACGACACACAUAAACGUCACACGGAACUUUUGAAAAGGGGGUUGAUUAAUGCUAAAUCGCUUCAAGGUCAGCAUAAAGUUAAACCGGUGAAGUAUGGUCCAUACAGCAUUCUUGAAAAAGCAAUUGAACGCGAGUUUCGUCGCAAUAAAUAG
Molecule: messenger RNA, 594 nt
Organism: Paraglomus occultum
Lineage: Eukaryota; Fungi; Glomeromycota; Glomeromycetes; Paraglomerales; Paraglomeraceae
Source: the annotation of a GenBank genome assembly